Molecule: messenger RNA, 375 nt
Organism: Rangifer tarandus platyrhynchus (Svalbard reindeer)
Lineage: Eukaryota; Metazoa; Chordata; Mammalia; Artiodactyla; Cervidae
Source: the annotation of a GenBank genome assembly
AUGCCUGGCAAAGCUGGUGAACCUUGUCAUUCUCAAUCUGUUGAUUUGCAAAAACAGGGGGUUUCUUUCAAGCAGAAUCCAAUUCCUGGGGAAGAGCUGAUGGCCCCUGGUAUGUUCCAUUCCCCACCCCCCACCAUCUCCCUGAGCCCCAACCUCACUCUCUUUUCCCAAGGUCUGCCUCAAAGGGCUCACAUUUGGGGACCUCACCCCUUGCUCCAAGCCAUGGUGCCUCUGACGCCAACCUCAGCCUUGAGGAUACACUUGUCAAUCUCUGGAUACACUCAAAGCGCAGCUGGGGUGAGGCUGGGGGAGCCUGGGGAGCAGCAGAAAACUGGAUUCAGAUUAUUCACUGGCUCCUCUUUGGAGUUUUUGUGA